AUGUCCCAACAGCCGCAACAACAGUUCUCUCAGCAAUUGCAUGCACCACCCUCUUCGCGGGAGAGCGAUAAUCUCUCGAUCAAUAACGGCAUCCAGGGUGGACAACAAAUACAUCAACAACCAUACCAGCAGCAACAGCAUGGUUCUUAUGGAAAUGAGUCCAUACUCAAUUCGCAGACUGUUCAAUAUCCUUAUCAACAACAGCAGAAUGAUAUGCAGAGCCAAGGAUAUACUGUACCUAAUAUGGACAAUGCCGGAAAUGGAGGAUAUGGCAUGGAUGGUGAUCAACAACAUCAAUAUCAACAGCAGCAGCAGCAACAUAUGGACAUGAGUGGUGGAAAUGGUCAGGAUGGGUACUAUGGCAUGAAUAACAACAACAAUGGAAAUCCCAAUCCUGGUGGUUACGACGUGAAUGCAUUGACAAGUGCGACAUUGAACCUAUCAGGCCUUGGUGGCAACGGUGGCAACUAUCAGAAUGGCAUGGACAAUAACAACAUCAAUAAUAACAAUAUGAACAUGAACAACAAUGGUCUUGCCAACGGUAAUCCUAUGAACAAUGGUGGUAAUAGCAACAAUGAUAGUAACAACAACUCUGGGGAGCUGGUUCUCUCAGCAGAUGUACGCAAGCUUCAAGAUGAAGUCUUGAGUUGGAAAAAGUCUCAAGAAUCGUCUCAGGCCAAAGUGAACCAGUUACGAACGACGUUGACACAAAAGUCUCAGGAGAACCGGGAGCUCCAUCAAUCGCUGACACAAGUGACGCAGGAUCGACUGAGACUUCAAGAGUUAGUACAUAAGCGUGAGAAGGAGAUGGAUGAGCUUCGAUCAAAGUAUUUGAAUGAUGUCCGCCAGAUCCGUGCUACAGAUGACGACCAUUCCACGAUUGAGAACCGAGUCCGUGUGCUCCAGGCUGCCAUCCUCCAAUUAACUAAAUCGUCUGCAGGUGACCGAGCUGCAAACUUGAAUGUGGAGGAGGUACAGUUGCUUGUCAAGAAAAAGUACAAGUUUGGAAACACUCAACCUUAUAUCCUCAAUAUGUUCUUGGAAAAAUACAUCAUGGAUACUCUAUUGGAGGAGGUUUUUAAUGGACCACCUUUUUAUGUCGGAUUUGAACUAUGCAAGGAGUAUGGUGCGAUCCAUAAGUGGAUGGUGGAAAACAAUUUCCAUGACCAGGCAGUUCGCUUCCGACAACAGUUAUGUUUCCUAUCAGCCAGGGCACCGGUUGCUCAAGCAUAUGCAACUCAAGAGGCACAACGGAUUGCUAAAGGGUUUGAAAUUAAACUAGAGCGCCUGUACCAUAACUGGUCUGGACAUCAAAAGGUGCUGGAUAUGGUGACGAAAGCUAUUGAGCUUAGCUUGACGAUGCGGAGUCAGAAUGCAGAGAUUGUAGCACAGGUGAUUUCUAAUGAGACAGACUUUGAUCCUGAGCGGAUGGUACCAGCACACAAGAGCAAGGAAGGUGGCAAGGUCAAGGUGUGCGUGAUGCCAUGCUUUGUUGACACGAAUGGAGUGAUCAUUGGCAAGGCUAAAGUGUUUUGCGGAUAA
Lobosporangium transversale is the source of this 1542-nucleotide messenger RNA. RefSeq lists its product as hypothetical. Lineage: Eukaryota; Fungi; Mortierellomycota; Mortierellomycetes; Mortierellales; Mortierellaceae. The transcript is spliced from 2 exons. The record is from RefSeq and is a predicted model, not a curated record. The coding region runs from base 1 to 1542 and encodes 513 amino acids.